Drosophila simulans is the source of this 1055-nucleotide messenger RNA. RefSeq names its product exosome complex component RRP41 (gene Ski6). The transcript has a single exon. Lineage: Eukaryota; Metazoa; Arthropoda; Insecta; Diptera; Drosophilidae. The coding region runs from base 289 to 1029 and encodes 246 amino acids. Gene Ontology annotation, biological process: poly(A)-dependent snoRNA 3'-end processing; U4 snRNA 3'-end processing; rRNA catabolic process. Gene Ontology annotation, cellular component: nuclear exosome (RNase complex); cytoplasmic exosome (RNase complex); nucleolus. The record is from RefSeq and is a predicted model, not a curated record.
GUAGGGGUAAUCAACAAACAUCGUUCAAAAUUAAAUUUAAAGAAUCUUAUUAAAUUUCUAUAUAUCGUGAUUUAAUGUAGUACAAUUUAGCAACGUAUGCUUAUUUAGUUAUUUACUCUUACAUAAUUACGAUGUACAUUUUAAAAGAAGUUGGUUUUAAAAAGAUUUUUUCAUGGACUUUUGGUAUUUUUAGUACUUCCACACUGCUGUUAAAAUUGUAAACAAACCGCGCCGCACGUGUGAUUUUUAUUUAAAAUCAAAACAAUUGUAUUUCUAAAGUUCCAAAAUAUGGCUGGUAAAUACGAUCUGCUCAGCGAGCAGGGCCUCCGUCUGGACGGACGACGUCCUCAUGAACUGCGUCGCAUCAAGUGCAAACUGGGAGUCUUCGAGCAGCCCGAUGGAAGUGCCUACAUGGAGCAGGGAAACACCAAGGUUCUGGCUGCCGUCUAUGGACCCCACCAGGCCAAGGGCAAUCAGACGGAGUCCGUCAUCAACUGUCAGUACAGUCAGGCCACCUUCUCCACGGCGGAGCGCAAGAAUAGGCCGCGCGGCGAUCGCAAAUCUCUGGAGUUCAAGAUGUAUCUGCAGCAGGCGCUAAGUGCUGCCAUUAAAUCUGAACUAUAUCCCCGCUCCCAGAUAGACAUAUACGUGGAGGUGCUCCAAGACGACGGCGCCAACUAUGCGGUGGCCCUUAAUGCCGCCACACUGGCGCUAAUUGAUGCGGGUAUCUGCCUCAACGAGUUCAUUGUCGCCUGCACCGCCUCACUGAGCAAAUCGAACAUCCCGCUCACAGACAUCUCCCAGUUCGAGGAGGUAUCCGGCGGCCCGAAGCUGACCGUGGCUGCCUUGCCCACCGCCGAGAAGAUCGCCUUUCUUGAGAUGAGCGAGCGGUUCCACAUCGAUCACUUGGAAACUGUCAUCGAGACUGCUAUGGCGGGUUGCCGCGAGAUAAGGGACAUUCUGGAGGCAGCAGUCAAGGAGCACCUUCUGCACAUGGGCAGUGCCUCUGACUUUGCGAAAGUUGGUUGAAAUAAAGUAAUAUUUUCUCUUCCAAA